AAUGGACGUCCGAAAUCGAAACAACGUCAGUGUCAUAUUUAGUUAACAUAUAAAAAAGCAACAAAAGCAACACCAAGGAUAUGUCAAGGAUAAACUCGAGUAGAUCGCUUACAAGGCGAUUCUUUCACCUGAAAUUGCUGCCUCUCACACACAUAGCCGUUAUUUUUAUAGCGCUGACAUCGUUGGUGCACAACACAAUCGGAUUUAGGACUACCAAUGGAGUUCCACGGAAAUUAUUUGGCGGUUAUCGCAUUACACCCAAACAAUGUCGAGCUACCAAAACGCUGCCGGUGACAGAUCCAAGGGCCAAUGGGCCCACGAUAUGCAUGUUCAAUCAUGAGUGUGCCCAACGCAAUGGCGAAGUGGUGGGUGCCUGUAUGGAUGGCUUCCUCUUUGGGGCAUGCUGCCAAGUGCCCAAGGCACAGCAGCCAGAGAGCACACUCCUAUACGACGCUCAAAAUGCCUACUAUCACCAGUAUCAGCAGAAUAAGAUACAACAGCAGGAGAACGAAACUAACAAAUUGGUGUCGCAGGCCUAUGAGAAUUUCGCUGAGAAUUCAGCGCAAGCCCAGUCUCACUCGCAGGAGAAUGGCUAUGGUACCGGCAAUCUUAGCGGGGACUAUCAUGCCAACGAUGAAAGUCAACAGUUGCAGGAUAUCUCCGAGCAGCCAAGUAGUUCGCAGGGUGAAAUCUCAACAGAGAAUACCCAAUCUAGUGCUAGCACCGAAGCUGACUCCAGCUCCAUGUCUAGUCUGGAAAAUCAAAACAAUGCGCAAAGUGAACCGCCCAAAAUGUCCAUGAACAAUGAAGCGGUUAAGGUCUCCCCCUCAUCAUCAUCAUCAUUAUCGUCGUCAGCAAGUCCUCAGGCUCCACAAAAUGAUGACUUUGUGUUGCAAGCCUUAAAUACCUUGCCACCGGAAGAUGAAGGCAACAAUCAGAUCUCGUUUACCACCGAAAUACCCACAAAGAUUGUCAACAGCCUGACGGAGCACAUCAGUUCAGAGUCUGAGUCAUUUGAGGAGGAUCAUGCGGCAUCGCCUGCUGCCCCUACGCCUACAGAAGCCACACAUCCUAUUCAGCAACAUCAAUCCGAUACGAAUGUGAAUGCUAUUGAGAACACCAAACAUCAGGCGGCGGACACGCAGUCACAGAGCACAAAUGCGGUCUACAACUCCGUAUCCUUCAGCCACAGUGAUAUAACGCAUCCUGGAGCCGAUACAGUUUUAGUGGAAAACGAAAAUGAUUUGCAAUUCUCCACAGGCUAUGGGCCACAACCGGUAAUUGUGCCGGCCCCCGACAAUCAAGAGAACAUCUACGAAGCCAGCAAACGGCCCACCAACCCAUACGAUGCCACAACUACCUCCUCAUCCAUUACAACUCAUGUGGACUCCAUCGAGACCAUCAUACAGCAAUUGAACAACAGCAGCCAUGGUCCGACUUACAAUCUCAUAAAUCCACAAUCGUCCACUUUUGCCUAUGAAAUUAUCAACGCCACCAACUCCCCGGCUCUGAACUACAAUCAGGAGCCAUCGACGGCCUACAAUGAAAUCGAACAGAAUGAGAAGCAGACUUCCACGCCCCUGUAUGGCUUUGCAACGGAAGAAGCGACAACAACCUCUUCCACCAGUGAUCAAUAUGCUGAUGAAUUGGUGUUGGAGGAUCAUACCAUGCCAGAGAGCAACUACAACGAUCAACAAGCUUCGGCACACCCCACUUCCGACUUUGACAAAAUGCCAGUCAUGGGCAUCGCAUAUCCCGUUGACAUGUCCAACAUUGACGACGACAGCUCCCAAUUGGGAGACAGCGACAAAAAUUCUGCAGGCUCUUAUGCGACAAUGGGUCAACAGCACAUCCAAUCCAAUACAAACACCAACAAACCCCAUCCCGUGGCUACAUACAUAGGUGUGGUUACCUCCCAAAACUAUGGCCAACCCCAAGCUCCACCAGUGCCGCACGAAGUUAUUGUGUCCUCACACACUACCAAAGUUGAGGGAAAUUUGGACUCGUCCGUCGAGUAUAGGCCCAUAACCACACACAAAAUAACCACAGCCAUGUAUCAACCCACCACGCAGAAACCGGUGAAGACUACACUCAGGCCAAAUUUGGUUACCAAGAGGCCUAAUAAUAAAAAACCACCCACCAGAAUCACCACCUCAACUACCAACGGCAACAAUAAAAUAGCCACGACCACCAGCCCCUAUGCGACUACACUAAUCGAAACGAAAACGCCAAUAACAGCUGAUUCACAGUAUAGCGGUGCAUCCAGUUCGAGCAGUGUCAGCUCUAACUAUCAUCAAGAACCGCAGUACUCGGGUUCAACGUCAAGGCCAAUCAUUACCCGCAAGCCCACCCGAAAGCAGACCUCAAAACCCUCCUCAACGAGUUACUUGACAGGACCGACAUCAGCUCGGCCCAUUUCAACUAUGGACUACAACUACGGUGGGCAACAGCAGGUGAUAGCCACUGAUGACAAAUUGGAUUCCUUUGUCCACAGCACCGCUGAAAGCCUAGCCUCCGCUGCUAAUACCCAGGAAUCACCGCUGUAUGAAAAUUCUCUAGUGAUACAAGCCGAUACGCCGGUGCCUGUGCUACGACCCCAGUCUCCCUACAAUACCCACAAGAAACCAGGAUUUGUUCAAAAGCCUGCAACCCAGCGACCAGCAGGCUUGCUCACUGCCAAGCCCUCAAAAUAUAAUACGAUGGCCAGUAGUACCACCUACACCAUGCAGCAGCAAACGACGCCAAGCGCCAUUUUAUCAGACUCCUAUCAGGAUACUGACACCAUGGCCACCAGACGACCAGGAUAUAUGGAAAGUUCUCCGGGAAGCGACUUCAUGGGCAUUACGACAGUCAUCUCAAACGAUUUUGACGAUCCGGGAUAUUAUGGCACUCCUGACCGUGUCCAAACCCCUCAACCAAUGCCACCGGUAUUUACCCAAUCGCCUAACGAAAAUGUAUACUCAGUGCCCGCUGACGACAAGCCAGCAUUCCCCGGUUAUUAUGGACCCACACCUACCUACCCCGCUUUCUCGGUGCCCGGUGAAAAAGUUGGCUCCCCGGCCGAAGAGGAAACCUUCACAUCACCCAAUGACUUUGUCAAUUUCCCUCCAGUAAGGAAUCCCAAUCUGAAUAUGUCCGCAGUUUCAAGUGCUGUCACCAGUGAUCUAGAAAUUGCCACUCCAGCCUUUGUGGAGGACACAAUUCUAAAGAACAAGAUGAACACCUUGGUGCACAAGAUCGUGGAGUCGCUGCAGGGCAACUUCGAGGCCUUAGCAGACUUUAUCGAUGAGAGCAAUAACACGGCUCCCGUCCACACUUAUCAGGCGCCUACCACAGUCUCCACAGAUGCCAGCAAAAAACCAACACGCAAACCUGUGAAAGCCUCCACAGUCAAGCCCAAGGCAACCACCAAAAAACCAGUAACCCGCAACACAACAAAGGCACCCACCAAAAAGACUCCUACCACGCGAAAACCCGAAGCCACAACCAAAAAACCCGUUGUCAGGCGUACAACCACCACCACCCGCAAACCGACAACACGAAAACCCACCCGCCGAAUCCCCACCACCAAGGCGCCCAUCAACGAUGAGUUGGUCGACGAAGAGGAUGAGGAGGAUGUGAAUCCCAGCGACAACGAAAUUCCCGUAGAGGAUGAAGCGCAGAACGGAGUGGGAGUAGGAGGCCGCAAAAUACAGUGCGGCGUCAGACCACACAUCAAGUCCGGCAGAAUUGUCGGUGGUAAAGGUGCUACCUUCGGAGCAUAUCCUUGGCAAGUCUUGGUCAGGGAAUCGACCUGGUUGGGACUCUUCACCAAGAACAAGUGUGGUGGUGUUCUUAUCACCAAUCGUUAUGUGAUAACAGCCGCCCACUGUCAACCAGGCUUUUUAGCCUCACUGGUAGCUGUUAUGGGUGAAUUCGAUAUUUCCGGAGACUUGGAAAGUAAACGAGCAGUCACGAAAAAUGUCAAGCGUGUCAUAGUUCAUCGUCAAUAUGAUCCAGCCACAUUCGAAAAUGACAUUGCUCUCCUCGAACUAGAAAGUCCUGUCCAGUUCGAUACCCAUAUCGUACCAAUUUGCAUGCCAUCGGAUACGGCUGAUUUCACUGGCCGCAUGGCCACCGUUACAGGCUGGGGCCGUUUGAAGUACGGUGGAGGAGUUCCUUCUGUUCUACAGGAAGUUCAAGUACCUGUCAUUGAGAACAGUGUCUGCCAGGAAAUGUUCAAUACUGGAGGACACAAUAAGAAAAUUCUCAACUCUUUCUUGUGUGCUGGUUAUGCUACAGGAUUAAAGGAUUCCUGUGAGGGUGACAGUGGCGGUCCUUUGGUUCUGCAGCGUCCCGAUGGUCGCUAUGAAUUAGCUGGCACUGUGUCCCAUGGUAUUAAGUGUGCUGCGCCGUAUCUGCCAGGAGUCUAUAUGCGCACCACAUACUACAAACCCUGGUUGAGAAGCAUAACUGGAGUGAAAUAGAAAUCCAAAUUUCCCCUCUUUCCGCAAUCCAAUUGUCUACCUGGUUUCGAGACAACGAGUGUGUUCCGAGUGAUCCGAACACAAGGGAGCAACCAUCUAAUUUUAAGGUGUUUGGUUUUAGUAAAACAAAAAAAAAAAAAACAAAAAUUCAUUAAAAAGGGGGCAUCAUCUACUUAAACUUAACUCUCGUACAUCUAAGUACUUAGCUCAUAAGUAGUCCACAUUUGUUUUGCAACACUAUAACACUACAUUUAUGGUUACGUAUUUAAUUAUUUAUUAUAUUUAAUAUUUAUUGAAGUUUGAACAGACGUCAAUGCAGUGUGUAUUUAUUUAUUU
Stomoxys calcitrans (stable fly) is the source of this 4802-nucleotide messenger RNA. RefSeq names its product serine protease filzig (gene flz). The transcript is spliced from 8 exons. Gene Ontology annotation, molecular function: serine-type endopeptidase activity. Gene Ontology annotation, biological process: proteolysis. The record is from RefSeq and is a predicted model, not a curated record. Bases 81 to 4466 code for a protein of 1461 amino acids. NCBI's taxonomy places the organism in Eukaryota, Metazoa, Arthropoda, Insecta, Diptera, Muscidae.